Molecule: messenger RNA, 1058 nt
Organism: Spodoptera litura
Lineage: Eukaryota; Metazoa; Arthropoda; Insecta; Lepidoptera; Noctuidae
Gene: Prx5
Product: Peroxiredoxin 5
Biological process (GO): hydrogen peroxide catabolic process; cellular response to oxidative stress; cell redox homeostasis
Cellular component (GO): cytoplasm; peroxisome; mitochondrion
Molecular function (GO): thioredoxin peroxidase activity
Source: RefSeq, a predicted model, not a curated record
UUCAAAAGGUCAGUAGAAUUUAUCAUCUGUUGACUGAAAGGAUCGAUAAAACGAAGAUAAUAAAAAAUACAUAACCCGCUUAUACAAAUGUUUCCUACCGGCACUACUAUUAUUCGUCUUACAACAGCAUCGUCAAGGCGAGCGAUCGGUCGAGCGCUACACACUUCUUACAUAGCCAUGGCACCCAUAAAGGUUGGUGAAUCUCUGCCGGUGACGGAUUUGUUUGAGGAUUCUCCAGCAAACAAAGUGAACGUAUGUGAUUUGACGGCGGGGAAAACAGUGGUGCUGUUUGCUGUGCCUGGUGCAUUUACCCCGGGGUGCUCGAAAACCCACUUGCCGGGUUACGUGCAGAAUGCGGACAAGAUCAAGUCAGAUGGUGUAGACGAGAUCGUGUGCGUGUCGGUCAACGAUCCCUAUGUUAUGGCAGCCUGGGGGCUCCAACACAACACUAAGGGAAAGAUCCGCAUGCUUGCUGACCCCACCGGUGCAUUCAUCAAAGCGUUGGACCUCGGCAUCAACCUGCCUCCCCUCGGCGGAUACCGCGCCAAGCGCUUUUCCAUGGUCAUCAAGGACAGCAAAGUCGACCAACUGAACGUGGAACCCGAUGGCACUGGCCUAUCUUGCUCCCUGGCUGACAGACUCAAAGUCAAGUCGUAAACUAUAGAUGACUUAAUGACUACGUAGAGGUCCAUUCCCUAAUCUUAUAAUUAGUGCCCUUUUCCAUCGCACUCCUACGAAUUUACGAGUACCUAUACCUUUAACAUAAGAACGACAUCUAUGUAAGUCGUAAUGUAAUUCUUGCAUUUAAGUAUGUUUAGACGGAAUGCAUGGAUAAUUCUUGAAUUUUGAACAGCGCUGGUUUUAGCUGCGAUUUGUGUGUUGUUAGGAAUGGCCUUUAUCCCCACAUUUCGCUAAGCGCCUGUCGCACCAUCGUGUAUGCCAAUCAUGUGAAUGCCUUUCAGUCGGCAGUCUUAAAAUCUAAGCUGACUUAACUAUUUUAUUUUUGGGUUUACUUUAUGUAACUUUUUUUUGAGGAUUUGUUUUAUUUUUGUAUAAAA